CCUUAGUCGAUCAUCACUAUAAACGUUCAUUAACCUUAUCUACAUAUCUUAUUUAGAUAUUACAGUAUUUCGAAACAUCCCAAAUAAUACUAAUUUUGAUUAAUAAUUUUUCAAGUUAAUUUAUUGCAUAAAACGCCAGUAAGUAUAACUAUAGUGAAAUAUAUGUUUGUAUUCGAAAUUUAAAACUCCAGACUGCCCUCAAUGUUGCGCACCUUGACUAAUAACCUUAUAAAAUGCCGGCGCUCUAUUACUGCUGAUUCAUUUGUUAGCAAAUAUUGCUCCUUUUCUUCAAGAACAAAUCAGUCUAAAACAACAACACAGGCAAAAGUAGUUAGCGAAAUGGCUGCAAUUGAUAAGUCAAAUUAUUUAUUGCCAAAUAAUCAAAGAUUUGUAGAAUUAGACAGUUCACAGGCUUUUAAUAAUUUGACAAAACAAGAAAAGUUAUAUGCACAUUAUUUGAGUCAGGCGGCAUGGAAUGGUGGACUCAUAGUACUUAUGCAGACAAGUCCAGAAUCUCCAAGAAUCUUUUCUUUAUUGCAUAGAAUUUUUAUUGGGGAAUCACUGGAGAAUUUGAAAGUGUCUGCUUUAAAAGCUGGAGUUAGUGAAGAUGAUUUUCAGGCAUUCCUUGUUUACGCUGGUGGUCUGUUCGCUAAUAGUGGUAACUAUAAAGGCUUCGGGGAUACAAAGUUCAUUCCAAAUUUAUCUAAAGAAUCUUUUGAAAAAAUUGUGAAGGCUUCUAAAGCGUAUGAGAAUGAUACGACGCAUAUCACUAAGUUAUGGCAGAACACACAAAAUGCUAUUUAUAGUUUAACACCUAGACUUACUAGUCUGGGCUUGGCUGAUAAGGGUAUUACAACAUAUUUUUCAAGUAAUUGCUCUGAAGCAGACUCGAAUUUGGUGAAUGACUGGAUGAAGACCAAGCGUCUGGAAGCAUAUAUUUGUCGUACAUUCAAGACUAUUGCAGAUGACGGAUUACCGCUGUAUACAAUUCACUUGGCUAGUGUAGAAACAACAUCGAAACCGCAAUUGACUAUGGAUAAGGAAAAAUACAAAAACGCAUAUUUCCAAGUGACGCGCGGAGACUACUCGCCUUUGCUGAAGUUGGUCAAUGAAAAUUUGGCCAAAGCUCAACAGUACGCCGCUAACGAUAACGAGAAGAACAUGCUCAAACAUUACAUACAGAGUUUUAAGGAAGGCGAUUUGGAACAGCACAAAGAAGGCAGCAGAUUCUGGAUCAAAGACAAGGGUCCUAUUAUUGAAACUUACCAAGGCUUCAUAGAAACCUACCGAGACCCGAGCGGACAGCGUGGUGAAUUCGAAGGCUUUGUGUCCAUGGUCAAUAAAGAGAUGUCAAAGAAGUUUGGAACUUUAGUUAAUGGAGCGGAGCGAUUUAUUAAACUGCUUCCGUGGGGCGAAGAUUUGGAAAAAGACACUUUCCUGAGACCAGACUUCACCAGUUUGGAUGUGCUCACCUUCUCUGGAAGUGGAAUACCAGCCGGAAUUAAUAUUCCAAACUAUGACGAGAUUCGUCAGAACGAAGGUUUCAAAAACGUGUCCCUGGGGAAUGUGAUCCCAGCCGCAUACAAGGAAGCCAUUAUACCGUUCUUGUCUGAAGCAGACAAACAACUGCUCGAAAAAUACAGGGUCGCCGCUUUUGAGGUGCAAGUGGGGUUGCACGAGUUACUGGGCCACGGCAGCGGCAAGCUGUUGCGACAGAAUGCGGACGGCACUUUCAACUUCGAUCAGAAGAAAGUCAAGAAUCCACUCACUGGUAAAUUAAUAGAAACUUGGUACACCGAAGGUGAGACAUAUGACAGCAAGUUCACCACACUGGGGUCUGCAUUUGAGGAGUGCCGCGCGGAAGCUGUCGGCUUAUAUCUUUCAUUAGAGCCAGAGAUUUUGAAAAUCUUUGGGUAUGAAGGCCAAGAAGCGCAAGAUGUAACAUACAUAAACUGGUUAAGCUUAUUAUGGAACGGCGCUGCGAAGGCGACGGAAAUGUAUCAACCUUCCACCAAGACUUGGUUACAGGCGCACGCGCGAGCACGUUUCGUUCUCAUGCGGCUUCUGGAAUUGGAAGGCAACGGGGUCCUCACCAUAACAGAAUCGGAACCUGGCAAGAACUUACUUGUUACAUUGCAAAAAGAGCGUCUAGCUACUGAUGGAAAGAAAAUUAUCGGUGACUUCCUGGUGAAGCUGCAGACGAUAAAGGCGACGGGUGACGCAGUGGCCGGCGAGCAGCUGUUCUACAAAUACAGCCGCCUCGACGGAGAGUGGGCCCGCUGGCGCGACAUCGUCAUGCUACAUAAGCAACCGCGCAAUAUCUUCGUACAGCCCAAUACUAUUCAUAAGGAUGACAGCGUAGAACUAAAACGUUAUCCGGCGAGCGCGGAAGGCAUGAUCGCAUCGUGGGUGGAACGAUUCCCACGCACUGCGGUCGACGACGUACUGGAGCAACUGGCGGAGGCCGAUUCCAAAUAUUACGCGGACCUACAGGCACUUGCAGCGGCAUAAAUUAUAACUGAUUUUUUCUAAUAUACUGAUUGUAUGCAAAA
Molecule: messenger RNA, 2552 nt
Organism: Galleria mellonella (greater wax moth)
Lineage: Eukaryota; Metazoa; Arthropoda; Insecta; Lepidoptera; Pyralidae
Gene: DppIII
Product: dipeptidyl peptidase 3
Exons: 14
Coding region: 202-2511 (769 amino acids)
Biological process (GO): proteolysis
Cellular component (GO): cytoplasm
Molecular function (GO): dipeptidyl-peptidase activity; metalloexopeptidase activity
Source: RefSeq, a predicted model, not a curated record